Messenger RNA from Clonostachys rhizophaga, 732 nucleotides. NCBI's taxonomy places the organism in Eukaryota, Fungi, Ascomycota, Sordariomycetes, Hypocreales, Bionectriaceae. The record is from the annotation of a GenBank genome assembly.
AUGAGGCUCACGACAGACCUUAUUCGGGACUCCCUUUCCUACCUCAACCCACUGAAAGAGCGAGAGCUCGAUCUCCGAGGACACCGAAUUCCCGCCAUCGAGAAUCUGGGUGUCGCCGGCGCUCACGACGCGAUCGAUUUCACCGAUAAUGAUAUCCAAGUGCUGGGGAACUUCCCACUCUCGCCGCGUAUCUCGACUCUUCUGCUGGCACGCAACCGAGUGGUGACUAUCCAGAACACGCUGGCCACAUCCAUACCGAACCUGAAGAAUCUCGUUUUAUCGUCGAACAACUUGACAGAACUCGCGGACCUGGAUCCUCUGGGCAAGUUUUCGCACUUGACGCAUCUAGUUCUUGCGGAUAACCCCGUUGCGAAGAAGGAGAAUUAUCGAUACUGGGUUCUUUGGCUGUGCCCUACUGUACGGUUCCUUGAUUAUGUCAAGGUAAAGCAAGCUGAGCGAGAGAGGGGGACCGAGCUCUUUGGAACUCUAGAGGAGCCGACACCACUAGCAGUCGAGAUCAUGGGCCAAAAGUCUACCGCGACGGCCAUUUCGGUGAACGGAUCGGCGGCGCCAUCGAAACUGUCAAGGAUGAAGCUCACGGACGCAGAGAAGAAGAGACUUCAGGAGAAGAUUCGGAACGCCACAACCUUGGAAGAGAUCACCGCUCUUUCGAAGGAGCUCAACGAGGGAAGGCUGCCCUCGGGUAUUCAGGCCGAUGCUAUGGAGGAAUAG